Darwinula stevensoni is the source of this 885-nucleotide messenger RNA. NCBI's taxonomy places the organism in Eukaryota, Metazoa, Arthropoda, Ostracoda, Podocopida, Darwinulidae. The record is from the annotation of a GenBank genome assembly.
AUGGAGCCGUGCAAGGACCCGACGAGAUGGGUGGAGGCAAGCGGAGGCGAGGUCCCCAUCGGAGCCGUUGUCGGCGGGGAGGAUGGUGGAGAAGCUCUUUAUGUGGCGAGAGCAGAACAUGAGGGUGAUAUGCUUCCUGGGAAGUUGGUUCCCUCCCAUCGUGUUUGCAUGCAAGGAACCCCGACACCUCUUGUUCUGGUGAGUGAUGACAUGGCGAAGUUGGUCUGGCUUCCAGGAUCCGCGGGAUCAAUCCCUUCUGGAGCCUUGAAGGGUGGACAAACUGCAUCGGGUGAGCCGUUGUACAUUGGAAGAUGCAAGCAAGGAAAUACCCUCACAUGUGGCAAGGCACGUAUUCACAGAUCCCUAAAAGCAUGCUUUAUCCCUUAUGGAGGCCGAGAGUACGGUUACGGAAGCUAUGAGGUAUUGGCACUGAAACAAACACCCGAGGAGUCGGCAGUGAAACCAAAACCAGAAGUAAAGACCACACCAAAGGAACCCGAGAAGAAAGAUGGUAAGAUCUGCCGGUAUAGUCAAGCAUGGGCUGAGCAGCUGUCGCAAUGGAAUCGAUUGGAGCACCGAAUGAACGUGGGUCGACAGGACGGGAAGCAAUAUGGAGAAAAUUGCUACAUGGCCAUGGGGGUGUCGUCCGUAAAGCCGGAAGAUGUUGUCGACGCUUGGUACAACGAAGUCCGUUACCACAAUUACUCUUGGAAUAGCUUCGUUUACCAAACGGGACACUUCACGCAGGUGGUCUGGACUGACAGCAAGCGAGUCGGGGUUGGAAUAGCGCGUAAGGGUUCCAAUUGGUUCGUCGUCAGCAGCUACGAUCCGCCUGGAAAUUACGCUGGACGCUUCAACCGAUGUGUUCGUCCACCCGUUGAUUGA